Messenger RNA from Dioscorea cayenensis subsp. rotundata (Guinea yam), 1351 nucleotides. RefSeq names its product E3 ubiquitin-protein ligase RING1-like. The record is from RefSeq and is a predicted model, not a curated record. Gene Ontology annotation, molecular function: transferase activity. The transcript has a single exon. Lineage: Eukaryota; Viridiplantae; Streptophyta; Magnoliopsida; Dioscoreales; Dioscoreaceae. Gene Ontology annotation, biological process: protein ubiquitination. Bases 85 to 1086 code for a protein of 333 amino acids.
ACACAAAAAAAAAAAGUCUUCAUUCACACUCUUGUUUCCUUUUUUUUUUUCUCCACCUCCUCCCCCAUCCAUCCACCCACUCCGAUGGCUCUCCGCCGUCGGAUCCUCCACCCCAACUCCUCCGAAGUUUCUCCACCGUACGAUGAUAUCUACUAUUGCUUCCUCUAUCACUGUCCUCCUCCGCCGGAACCCCCGCCGGAGUCGAUCCCCAUCGAAGUCUCCCACCCCAACCACCACCUCACCAACUUCCUCAUCGCCGGCUGCUCCCUUCUCGGCGCUGCCUUCCUGAUAUUCACCGCCAUCUUCCUCACUCUCCACCGCCGCCGCCGCCUCCGCCUCACCACACCUUUACCUCCCUCCGAUGGCCCACCUUCCCCCGUCGCCGAUCCCAUCGACCAUCACGUCUGGCACAUCCGAACCGUUGGCCUUGACGCCGCCACCAUCGCCUCCAUCUCCAUCGUCCAGUUCAAGCCCGCCGAUGGCUUGAUUGAUGGCUCAGACUGUGCCGUCUGCCUCACUGAGUUCCGUGAUGGCGAGGAUCUCCGCCUUCUCCCUAAGUGCUCCCACGCUUUCCAUAUCCCUUGCAUCGAUACCUGGCUCCGAUCCCGCGUCUCCUGCCCACUCUGCCGUGCUCCUAUCGUCGCCUCUAAGGACGUCCCUGCUUCUGAAUCUACGGGGUUGGAAUUGAGCCUUGGGGAUAGUUCAGAGAGCGUGGAUGGUGAAAGGACGGUGGCAAUUGGGGAAGAAGAUGGAGAAGAGAUGAUUGAGAUCGCAAUCGAAUCUUGUUCUCAGGGAUCGAGCUCUGAAACUAGGGUUCCGGAGGAUUGGCAACCGGUUAGGAGGUCUGUUUCCAUGGAUGCUUCGUCCCUGGGUGCUUUGCUGCUCAGAGGUGAGCCUGAACAGAAGAAAGAUGAUAACUUUGAGGAAGUGACCAAUAUCAAGAAGAGGGGAAAGCAGGGGAGUGACUUGAAAAUGGAAAUUGUGAAGAAGGGGAGGACGAGGAUGGCAAGGUCUCUGUCAAGCAGUGGAAGAUGGUUCAAUCUGUCAAGAGGGAAGUUUACGCCUACCACUGUUCUCCCUUUGUGAUUGUGGACAUCAACUGCUCUUUGUGUGCGAAGUAUAGCUUGGAGGGAAGGUAAAAAUGUGAUCUUUCCUUUAUAAGAGUGAUGACUAAACCUUAAAGCAUAUGAUCUUGAAGAAAAGAAAAAAAAAAUGCAGUUUUGAGCUUUAUUUAUAUGCAUACAGUUUCUGGUACAUGGAUAACUGAUCCUAUGUUCUGAACAUUUGUAUGUAUUUUACACUUUGAUCAAUAAAGAAGUUCAUAGCAUCUGAAGAUAUGUGAGUUUACUUC